Messenger RNA from Linum tenue, 273 nucleotides. NCBI's taxonomy places the organism in Eukaryota, Viridiplantae, Streptophyta, Magnoliopsida, Malpighiales, Linaceae. The record is from the annotation of a GenBank genome assembly.
AUGGAGCUCCAUAAGAGGAUUAUGAUCUACAAGCUGGGUUCCUUGCCCCCUUCUUGCUCGUUUUGCAGGGGAGGUUGCGUCGGUGGAUCACCGGUGGACCCAACACGGACUGGGAGGGGACUUCCUGUGAGCUUGUUGCAAGGUUUUGCAUCCGGGUCCGGUGAGCUUGUUGCUUUGGAGCGGGAAGGGGAAGCCGUGGGCGAGGAUCGAUUCGGGCCAGUCGUGGUUGUUGUAGAAGAAGCACUAGAUUUGGAAAAGGAAAGCCACAACUGA